This is a messenger RNA of Gordionus sp. m RMFG-2023, 1805 nucleotides long. RefSeq lists its product as uncharacterized. The record is from RefSeq and is a predicted model, not a curated record. Lineage: Eukaryota; Metazoa; Nematomorpha; Gordioida; Chordodea; Parachordodidae. The coding region runs from base 32 to 772 and encodes 246 amino acids. The transcript is spliced from 2 exons.
UAGAAGUACCCUUCACCAUCAUUUAAGACCUAUGCAAUAUUGGUGCGUCUACUGCCAAACGGAUUUGAGAUACAAAACAGAAUGGAAAGAGCACAUAAAAACCCACAAGAAGAAAGUUGGGGGAGCGAAUUUAGGGAAUAAUAAUAAUCAUCCCAACCAUCAAAUCAAACAUGAAUCCCCCACGGUAGAACUUAAUGGGAUCGACACUCUGCGAAAUUACUUGUUGAAAAGAAAAUCCAAUGAAGAAAUUUCAGCGGCGGACAUCUCUUUAAGAAAAAAUGACAAGAGUAUUCUCACUCAACAAAGCUUUGAUAAUAAGUUCGAAAAAACAACAUUUUAUAACGAACAACCAUUGAGUCUAAGGAAGAUUAGGAACGCACUCAACAAUGGUGAUCACAAGCCAACGGAACACGUUUCUCCCGACUUUGUGUGUGCCUUGUGCGGGCUCGCUUUGAGUGAUAAAAACGUGUUUUUAAACCAUUUGUUUGUGCACAAUCAAAUUUUUUUGGCCUCCCAUGUCAACUCGUUGGAAGGUUACAAUAGCAGCGGGUAUUCUAUGGUUGGAGGUUCUUUAUCUUCUAGCGACAUGGUAAAAAACAUUCAAAAAAUAGGAUGUGACAUCGUAACCAAAAUGAAUAAGCUUUAUGAUGGGAUGGACGACAAAUUUUGGGGAAACCUUUUGGAUCACGAAUCAUCUACGAAGGCCUCCCGUUUUAACAAAGAUUCUUUCCUCGUGCCAGUUCAAUCGGCCCAAAGAUUAGCAUGCGAAUAAUGGAAAUACAAAAAGCAAUUUUAUAAAUAAAGUCGGUAAUCUAAGCAAUAAAGAAUCAAACGAUAUUUUUUUAAAGAACCGAGAUGGAAAAGAAGCAAUCGUCUAAAUACACGAAAUCUCAAUUACAAAACAUUAUUACAACCGGAAGCUAUGGCUAUUCCAUGAUGGAUGGUUCCAACUUCUAGUGAAAUGGUAAAAAAACAUUCAGAAAAUAGGGUGCGACAUUGCUACCAAGAAGAAUAAACUCUAUGAUGGGAUAGACAAUAAAUUUUGGGGAAAUCUUUUACAGCGUAAAUCGUCUACAAAUGAUGUGGCGUCCAACUUCGAUAAGGAUGUUUUCCCCUAAUAAUAUAUGAUCGAGAAUGAGGUUGUUAUGACCACGCUAUUUUUCGUGGCAUAUAAAUAUAUUGAUAUUAAAGGUGCUUCCAAAUAUUUCAAAAUCCCCGAAGAUAAACUUCAGAAAUAUUACCAAACCUUUUGCAUGGGUACUAUGAGUUCGGGAUAGAAGAGCAUGCGCCUAAUAAUGAGCUCAAUAAUAUGAGUUUCUAGAAAACUAAUUAUUCAUCCAAACAACUACCCUACACUCUUUAGAUUAAUUAGAACAAACGAACAACUCCUAGCUGCAUGAUCCUCAUCCAAAAGAUACUAACAAUAAUUUUGUCAAUAAGCAGGCAUUAAAAGUUCAAAUGAUAUUUCUAGCUUAGCCCAUAGGAGAUUCAUAAAUUCGCACUCUUCUAAAAAGGAUAUGGCCAAGAAACAAUCAUCCAAAUACACGAAAUCUCAAUUUACUAUCAAUAAUUUUGUCAAUAAGCAGGCAUUAAAAGUUCAAAUGAUAUUUCUAGCUUAGCCCAAAGGAGAUUCAUGAAUUCGCACUCUUCUAAAAAGGAUAUGGUCAAGCAACAUCAUCCAAAUACACAAAAUCUUAAUUAAAAAAAAUGAAUAACAGUCAUUCACGGCCAAAAAACGGUUGUACAAGUCUCAAAAUUUAUAUGGUAUUCCAUACAGGACAUUUUAUGACUAUAUAAGAAACUAC